AGAUGUUCGCUACUACAAUGAAUUUGUUGUUAGGAAAACUUCAUCCCCUUUUUCUCUCCUUAAGUUGUUCUCCUCCUCCUUCUUCUUCUCUUGAUUAUCAGCUAAGGGUGCGGUAUUUUUGUCUUUCCAUAGCCCAAAUUGACAAAUUUUCCUCACAACAAAGUCAUAGUAGUGAACAUCUGCUUCAGUCACAAGAAGCACUGAUUUCCACUUAUGUCAAGGUGCCAUUCUCAAUCUCUCACUGAAUGGAUAAUCAAAAGCGAAGGUUUUUUGAAAACAAGGAUGCAGCUGUGCUAUCCAACCAAAGCUUGUGUUGGGCUCGCUUGAAUGAAGGAGGGCUUGCAUUAGAAAUAGCUCAGCUUUGCAGCUUAAUUUGGCCUGAGUGGCCGAAGGCAUACUGUAGGCAGGGUGCAGCUCUGAUGUUGCUGAAAGAAACAUUAUUGGGAGAUAAAAAGUAGGUAAAUAAAUUUUAUUUAUGUAA
Rubroshorea leprosula is the source of this 481-nucleotide messenger RNA. The record is from the annotation of a GenBank genome assembly. Lineage: Eukaryota; Viridiplantae; Streptophyta; Magnoliopsida; Malvales; Dipterocarpaceae.